Molecule: messenger RNA, 4188 nt
Organism: Misgurnus anguillicaudatus (oriental weatherfish)
Lineage: Eukaryota; Metazoa; Chordata; Actinopteri; Cypriniformes; Cobitidae
Source: RefSeq, a predicted model, not a curated record
AUAUUAAGAAACAUCAGUCCCCCAUUAAGUUAACUUUAUUUGUAUUAAUAAAUUAAUCUUUAAUCUCUUUAAUCUCACCUCCGUAGUAGAGUAAUAUAAUUGAUAUCCCAAGGAGUUCACACCUCAGUCCAGAAGAUGGCGAUAAUGCACACUGUUUGCAAACUGUCAGUAAAAACUACCAAAGAAGAAGAUUUAUCCCUGACCCUGCAGGCACCAUCUACAAGUAAACAGUUACUAAGCUGGUAUGUGAAUUUCUACAGAAAGAAAUCAUGAACUUCAGACUCUCAUCACUAAUCCUGCUGCUACACAUUCAAGGGUUCCUAACAUUGGAUAACUUUAAUGUAACCUGUGAUGAAUUGAAUAUUUGUGCUGUGAUGGGGACACGUGUGACAGUGAAGUGUUUUUACUCAAACAUCAACAUCAAAACUGGGUUCUGGUUCAGUCAUAAACAGAGAACAAACUGGAGAAACAAAGAUGAACCUGAAGAUUUGACUUUAGAUUCAGAUUACUCAGGACGAGUGAAUCAGAGGAUCACUAAAAAUCAACCGUUUCUCAUAAUAUCAGAUGUGAUAGAGAGAGACAGUGGAGAAUAUCAGCUCAUGUUCAUUAUGAAGGAUGGAGUUAAACAUCUCAGCUCAGUCACAGUCAAUCUAACAGUUUCAGUUUUACAGGUGAAGAUGAAUCCUGGACCUAGAGGACAGCGAGUAAAACUGAGCUGUGAUUCCUCCUGCCCUUUAACAUCUGAAAAUAUUUACCGCUGGUCCAAGAAUGGACAACCUUUAAAAAAUAGUCAAAGCAUAUUUGUGUCAUCCAGACGAAACACUAACAGUUAUUCCUGCUCUGAGCCUUUUUCAGAUUUCUCUUUGCCUGUGUGUCUUUCUAACAGUGGCUGUUGGGGUGUGACUUACACCUCUACAGAAGUUUGUGCUUUAGUGGGAUCAACAGUAGAUAUUCACUCUUCAUACUCACAUCCCACUGGAUAUACAGUAGAGAAAAAAUCCUGGUAUUACGGUUAUCGUGGGGAAUUCAGAGAUAUACGUGAGGAUCCUCGGUUUUCUGGUCGUGUGGAGUAUCUGGGAAACACACUGAGAAUAAAAAAUGCCAGCAUGAGUGACAUUGGAAUAUAUCACUUCAGCAUCAUCACAAACACAUCAGAUCAAGUUUCUAGUUCUCCUGGAGUCGAUCUUACUGUUACAGCUACAUGGGUGAGAAGCAGCCCAGACCCUGUGAUAGAUGGAGAAAAAGUGAUAUUACGCUGUUCAACUUAUUGCUCAUUGGAUAGUAAACAUACUUACAUCUGGUAUAAGAAUGGACAACAGGUAACAGAUGGAUUGACAUUAUUAAACAAGCUGUACCUGGACUCAAUCAACAGUGAGGAGCUACAAGAGUAUUCCUGUACUGUAAGAGAUCCAAUGGACAAAACAAAUGCUUAAAUACAUAAAACUGUAUGAUACUGAUUAAAACAAGGCUUGGCUUUCUGAAGGUUUGCUACUGUAAAUGUUUUAAUAAAGCUUUAUUAAUCCUGCAUUUCUGAGAUAUUUUUCCACAUAUUAUAUUUGUAUUAAGACAUUCAUAAUAGUCAGAUAAAUGUUAUCUUUUGAAUAUAUUUCUCUGUUUUCUGUUUUGACUGCAGUAUGUGGUAACACUUUCUAUGAAGUCUGUGUUUAUAAUGCAUUAUUGCAGGUAUAUUCCCUUAUAAUAAACAUUAUUAUACUGUAUGUUGUUGUCUAAUAAAUAAUCAGUAUAACAGUUUCAAUACAUUAUUUGUGGUUGUACCAUUUAUGAGUAUGAUGAUUUAUAACACAUGACGAACUCCAUAUUGUUAUCUUGUAUUAUAAGUACACGUUGUCAUGUAUUUUAAAUUUCAUAUAUUUACAUUGUAUAAUUGUCACUUGACCUAAAGCAGGAAAUAAACCAUAAGUCUUCUUAUAAACAUCCACAAUGCUUUACACACAAAUAACUGAAACAAUCAGAAAGCUACAGAUUGGGCUUUAAUGUUCUUUAAAGUGAAAACGUGUCAGAAAUCUCCAACAUAUGUUUGUUACCAGCCUUACUCCUCUAUAGUGGGUCAAUAUUUAUUAAAAUGGCACUCAUAAUACUGGCAAAGGCUUUAGUGGAGCUUUUGUAGAGCAUCAAUGAUCAGUGUACUGGUAAUGUCUUGUAAACUCAACUAUAUCUUUAGUCAAACCUGGCCAGAAAAAAAUGUUUACUAAUUCUGUGACACAUUUUGAGUCGUCCCAGAUGAGCUGCCCAAAGUUUAGUUUGUCCCAUUGUUAAACCUGUCCUCCAUACACUAAAAGAAAGAACUAUUUGCUGAUUUCGAUACAGAAGAUUAUUAUGACAAAAAGUAUCUAAAAUAAAAGCCUAUAAUAUUAAUGUAUACUCUUCUAUAAAUUAUAUAAAAUUUUAUAAAUGAUAUAAAUUAUAGACUAUAAUACAAUACACUAAUGGUCAGAUUUCAUUUUUUAUCUCUUUCUGUGUGUUUGUCACUGUAAGACUCUAGUGCUGCAAAUGUCUGUGUGCAGAUCAGCAGAAUUGCUGGAGUGAUGUCACAACUCUCUUUAUGACAUCAUCACCUAGCAACAGUCUCUCAGCAGUGACAUCAGUGAUGCAGUGAUGUCAUAUACAGUGACAUAUUAAUGACAGUUCAGUGUAAAUAAUCUAAUGCUGAAAUUAAUUAUUCAUUGAAGUAUUGAGUUUAUCAUUCAACAGUCUUGUGUCAGUGUCAGAUCAACUGUAACAUCACAAUACAUAAAUCCUGUAAAAACUUUGCUAUAGUGCAUCUUUAUGUAGAUGAUACUGUGAUCUACUUUCAUCUUCACUAUAAGUCAGGCUGUUAUUGAACUCAAUGCUGUUUUUAGUUAGGUUAAGAUUUUAUUACAGAGCUGUGCUUUAAUCUUGCAGUUAGGAAAGCAUUUGUUCAGUUUAUUUUAAAUGUUUUGGCUGCAGCAGUGUGGACUUCGGAGCGUAAAAAUGACAGAUGGGACACCCUACGGACUCGUAGACUGAGCGAGCGUGCACAAUUUAAGGCCACGAGACCGAAAGCCCACAUAAGGUGCGCUAUUAGGGACAGGACCUUACUGGACUAAUGUUGAAGUUUUAUGUGUUGUAGCUGUUGGGGUGUGACUUACACCUCUACAGAAGUUUGUGCUUUAGUGGGAUCAACAGUAGAUAUUCACUCUUCAUACUCUUCAUACUUUGCUGGUCGUGUGGAGUAUAAAAUAUAUGCAGAUUAUUGGCUCAGUUAAUAAGGAACUAAAGGAACAGGUUUAUAAAAAUAUAAAACAUAAUCUGUCCUGUGAAUGGAGUUGAGACUGUUUCUCAAGAAUAAGAGCACUAGCAGUAAAAAGAUGAAGAUUAAUGAUUAGAUUUUUUUCUGCUGAAAACAUAAAAGAUGAAGUAAAGAUAAGAUACAUAUUUUACAGGCAGUGGCGUCUAUAUGCUUGUUGUAUAUCGCAGUAAGUUUGUUUCUGCAAUAUGAAAAUGAGAUUUAUGUGAUUCCCAAUUCAAAUCCAGGCAAUAACCAACUUACAAUGUUCACUGCUUGUGUUUGUCUGAAUCGUAAUCUAACCUUUUUUUCUUAUUUAAUUUUUUUAGUAAGAUCACAGACUGAAGUUGCAGUAGUGUAUAAAUUACAUUGUUUUAAAUACAUCCUGUUAGCACUCUGCCAUAAGAGUCUUGUUUUAUAUUUAUGUUUUAUCGUGAUGGCAGGGUUCUGACAGUCUCUUGUUCCAUGUGGAGGCUCAUGGCCUUGUAUAUUGGGUCAUGUGCCUCUGGUGUCUUGUCCUAGUCCCCGCCCCCUUGUUCUCCUUGUUAAUUAUUCAUUAUCAGUUCAUCCCAUUCACCUGUGUUGCCCUCUUUAGUUUGUUUAGUUUUCCCCUAUUUAGGCUAUAUCCACACGAAGCCGGUGCAUUCCCUAUCCGAUCAUUUUUUUCCUUGCUCUAAAAAAAUAAUCCGUAAACACGAAACCACUGAAACCGACUGAAACCGGUGUAGUAUAUAUGCCGGACCAGUAUGGGGCGCUGUAAUUCUGCUACAGAUAUACACUAUACACGGAGAAGAAGACUUUGAGCAUGCGCAUAACCAACGUAUAAUGUUGUCCAUUAUCGCUUGUUGGUCACCACAAUUGCAUAGAAGCAAUAGAUUUUGCUGUAAUAAAGCUAGUAGGCUUUAGUUGCUUCUGUAGCA